AUGGAGCCGGAGCUGGGGCCCCCCUCGGGCGCCGCCGCCUCCUUCCCGUGCCCCCCGCCGCCCCGGGAGCAGGAGCGGAAACUGCAGCAGGAGAAGCUCUCCGGGGUGGUGAAGAGCGUCCACCGGCGGCUGCGCAAGAAGUACCGCGAAGGUAAGGCGGGAGAAUCCCCGCCGCCCCUCUGCCCCUCUUCCCACGGAGCAAGGGGAGGAAGCGGGGGGUCCCUCUGUCGCCCGGGGGGAGCGAGGCCUUGGCCGAGGCCUGGCGGGGAAGCUGAGCGGGCCCCACCCCCUUUCCCCGCCUGCCCUGUAGGCCUCUGGCCCCGCCGGGCGAGGAGCAAGGCAGGAGGGCGGCUGUGGGGGACUGGGGUCCCGGGCCUGUGAGGGGAGAGGGCGGCCGCCUUGGGGCCUCCUUUCAUUCAAGAAACGGUGGUUGUUCCAUCUUCAUCGUUGUGCCAAAAUGGGAUCCGAUGGCUUCUUUCUUUCUUUCUUUCUUUCUUUCUUUCUUUCUUUCCCUCUCUCUCUCUCUCUUUCUCUCCCCCCCACGCCCCCCAAAAUAUCAAGAGCCAGAAAAGUGGCCACAGGGACGAUGUUAAGCGGUUGCCCGCAAAGCUUUAAGAGGGCGUGACAUAAACCCCCAAAACAUACACAGUAUCCUGUGUAAUUCAGAGUAUUAUUGGCCAUGAAUCCGGAGUUUCAAGCCUCUUUAUUUCAGCUACCUGCUGGGAAGCACCGUGGCAGAGAUGGGUUGGGAGGCCACGAAGCAAUGUGUUCUUCUGUGAUCAUGGUCCCAGGGCUUCGCAGUGUUUCCUCAGCCCGUUUUGAAUGCUGCCAUUUUGUUCCAGAAUGUUAUGAAGCUGUACAGCAUAAUGGGUGUUGCUUUUACUUGGGGGUAUUCCAGCCUUGCUGCUCCAGAUUAUUUUCCUGAUUUCGCCUGGCAAGUCCAGGAAGCUAAAGAUGUGAAAGAGUUGCGGAAGGGAGAUGGGGAAAAUGCUACCAUAUUCUUUUCCUGGCUUUGUGGGCAGUGAAAAGGAUGAGGGCCUUUUCUGGGCUCUCAGGGCUGUUUUCCACAUUUCUGUUGCUUAAAAACAGGUGUACACACCCAUAUUUUAAGGCCUAUGAGGUAUGAAGUUACUUGGAAGCAAUUGGAGAGUUGACUACUGGGAAUUCUGAAGCUAUCCAUUUCGGUAUUCCGCUUGUUAAAUGGACUCUUGCAUACGUCUGUAUUUCUUAGGCAUCUCACCUUGCAAGGCUUCUCUUUCUCCAGCCUUCAUCCUGUUGAUACAUUGCAUCCUUUAGAAAGACAUUCAGUAUGGAAUGUAUGUUGAGAUUGGCAAAUAUGGCAACAGCUAGUUUAACUUUUCAUGGACUUGCAUGAAAUCAUGUCAGUGGAGUAAUUAAUCCUAGUAACCAGUCCCCCACCCCUCUUCUUGGCAAUAUGAAAAUUCCAGGCAAGAAACAAAUUCAGACCUCUCCUUCCAGCUCUUGUCAUCGCUUUGCAUGUCACAUAUCCAAUAUCUAAUAUAUGAGUUUACUGAGAGAGAAUUGAGGCCUAGUGCAAGCUGUUUGCUGAAGUGCACAGAGUGCAAUAGAAGUGACAUACUCAGGCCCUAGAUACUUAAGGUCUUGGGCAGGGGUCGCCAAGGUUUACUGGCCAUGGACCAGAUCACUCCCACGGAGAUCGUCCGUGGGCCGGACUGGCGCAGCACGAUGCCGAAAAUCGCAUCUGCACGUGUCCACUGCGCAGAAGCGAUUUUUGGCGUCUGGACAUGCGCAGAUACAAUUUACGGUAUCUGCAUGUGCACAGACACAAUUUCUGGCGCCGCUCGGCGAGUUGAUGCGCUGGUUUAGCACAGCGCGGGGGGGGGGGACUCACUGAGUGGGCAGCUUGGUUCACGGGCGGCUCAGGGGCCAGUAAAAUGGUCUUCAUGGGCCGCAUCUGGCCCAUGGGCCACACGUUGCCGACCCCUGGUCUUGGGCUCUUAUCCAAGAGCAACUGAAUAAAUCUCAUCAAGGGGUCAGCUAAAACAAUCUUUCAUGUUAUCGAAUAGGUUUAACAAACUUGCAAAACAAGCUAUCUGAUAAGGGUAUUGGAUAACAUACAAGAUUGUUUUAGCUCAUCCUCUUGAUGAGAUUUAUUCAGCUGCCCUUUGAAAGUCUUUGCAACUCAAAACUUUGUGUUGUUUCUAGCAUACCUUGAGUUAUCUGCUUUCAUUGUCUUGUAUUCUAAUUUGUCUGGCAUGUUUUGGGUGACCAGGGAUAAUAUGUGUGGGGUUUUUGUUUGUUUGUUUGCAUUUUGGUGGAAUCUGUAACAUACUCUGUAAACCAUGGGUAGGCAAACUAAGACCCGGGGGCCAGAUCCCGCCGAAUCGCCUUUUAAAUCUGGCCCGCAGACAGUCUGGGAAUCAUCAUGUUUUUACAUGAGUAGAAUGUGUCCUUUUAUUUAAAAUGCGUCUCUGGUUUAUUUGUGGGGCAUAGGAAUUCGUUCACCCCCCAAAAAAAUAUAUAUAGUCUGCCCCCCCACAAGCUCUGAGGGACAGUGGACCGGCCCCCUGCUGUAAGCAAACAGGAGCCCUUAAUAUAUUUAGUGUGAUUAAUAUGUCUUAAGCACAAGUGCAGUGGAAGACAGAAGUGCCUGGCGUGCUCUGGUCCAUGGGGUCAUGAAGAGUCGGACACGACUAAACGACUAAACAACAAGCACAAGUGCAACCUAACUUGUCAGCCAAAAUUCAUACAUCUGUUAUAUGCUUUGUACUAUAGCUAUAUUUAUAGCAUAGGUUUUCUUAUCCUAGUAAGACACAUUUUAGUAAGAUGUAUCUGUACCACAUCUGUAGAAAAGACAUGUUGUAUUUGUGCUAUGAUUUAUAAGGGUGUUUUAACUUGGAACUGUUUAAAUUGUAUUGUUUAUGGAUAAAUUCUGAUGUAUUGUUUUCGAUAUGGGCCAAUGGCCGCAAUAAAAUCUAAAUCAAAAAAAUUUGUGCUAUGAGAAACCCUGCUGAUAGAAAAAGGAUUAUAAGGCAACCUUGGUCUUGAGAUGGCCUUAACCACUCCACUAGUAUCAAUUUUUGUUUAUUUGUUUGUUUAGAUUUAUAUACCACCCUUCAUCAAAAGAUUUCGGAAGGGUUGACAAGAUCCCAUAGUGUGUGGGAUCUAAAAUAAUAAAGAAAUGGCAUCCUGGUGCAUUUCAUUGCCUCUUUGGUAGAUCCAGUCCUGGAAUUUUACUGCUGACCCUUAAAUAAAAGUCUUGUUUGAAUGUGGUACAUUCCCAAGUCCUCUUUGCAUGUCAAAGAGGUGGAAAUGUAAAUUUCAUACUGAGUAGCUAGUUUGACUAAAAUGUUCAUAACCAUUUUCUGUGAUGCAGAUACUCUGGUAAUUAAGCUUUUUGUGUGUCCUCAUUUACAAGUGAAGGAAGCAAAUGUAUGUGUAACUGCACUUUCUUGGAACCAUGCACUGUGACCCUUGCCCCUCUGGGUUGUAUCUUCCUACUGCCCAUCUAAAAAUUUAGGCAGGGGCCUAUCUCAUUUGCCAUGUAUAAUGCGAUGGUACCAUGUAUAUUGAUGCUACACAACAAUAAUUUUACUUAUAUAUUAUCAUCAGCCAUUUAAAUAAGGUAUGAGCCAUUUCCUUGAUGGCAAUUACUUCCUCCCAGAGGUUGCAAGAUUAUCCUGUGGACUUGGCUUGAUUACCUUAAUAACUGCAGUGGAUGAAGGAAAUGCCAUUCCUGAUAUGGUAGUUUCUACAUAUGUUGUGGCAUGUUCCUGUCAUCCUUGCUUCUAGAUUGUCUAUGACCUCUUCUAGCUGAAAUCUUGGCACACAAGGAGCAAAGUGGGUGUACGGUAGCAUUUCCAGUUAAACCAUUUCACCUAUUUUGAAUGAAAUAAAUGCAAUCUUGUGGUAUUUCAGGGUUUUCUUGCAGAAGAUCAAAGAAAGCAAGUACUUGAAAUCAGUCCAUCGCUGCUAGUAUAUCUCUUAAGUAUAUCCACUCUUCUUUAGAGCUCCAGGAUCAGCAGUUGCUAAUGGUCUCCCAUAUGCUUCAUCAUAGAAAACUGGUGGGAGAACCUAUAUCUAAGAGAUUCCAUGGUUGCAUAUGCUGACCGGGCUCGACUCUGCUAGCCUGAGGCAGAACCAAAAAAUGGAAAUUUUCAGCCCAUAGUUGCUGAAGGUAUGACCUUCUUGUAAUGGAAAGAUUUAAGGAGUAAAACUACAGAUCUGCCUUUAAUUUACUUGUUUGCGUAAUAGGUGCAAAAAAGCAAUAGACAAAGUACAUUUACUGUUACCUCCUUGGAGUAAAAAUGCACGCAUCAGAAGAAAACAGGCACUUUAUAUACACAUAAAACCCAUCAGUUGUCUCCCAUUUGUUAAAUGGGAUGAGUAUAUAGUUUUCACAGAGGCUUAAGUUUCAAUUUUCCAUCGUGUCAGCUGUGUCUUGAAGUUAAUAAGCUGAUGUAGGUUUUCCAAAGAAUGUACUGUGAAGAAGCCAUUUUAAUGGAUGUGCUCCUUCUGUCACUUUGAAAGAUGGUAGUGAAAGGAAAUGUUGGUGAUCCAACUUUGAACCCUAAUCCUUAGUAUAUGUGGCAUACUUUCUGGAAUUAUCGCAAUUACAUUAGUGUUGUGGCAGUGUUACAUGUUGUGGUAUUUUCCAGGCAUACUGUUGGAAAGUUCCCCCCACCCUCAUAAAAGCAUUACCACUGUUGAAUCUUGAAUGAACAAACUUUGAUUCUUGUAGAAGACUUUCUUUUCUUGAAAUGUGCAGUGCUUGUAGCCCUGAUUUGUGGAUAAGAUAUAGUUUUCAAACACAGGCACGAAUGAGAGCCAAUAUAGUUGUGCUGGGGUAUGCACAUUUUAGCAUGAUUUCGUCACCAACUAGUUUCACUUGCCAUGCCAGCACUAUUCCUCCCCAAGUGCUCUCUUAUGAGGACUUAGGGGGUGAGAAGGAUCUUUGUAUCUUAGUUUAGCCAUUGGAACUUAUAAAUAUUCUCACAGCUUUGUCCUUUCUCCAAACGUUGAGAGGUGAAGGGCUCCUCUCAAUAUUUCUGCAUCAGAAUUUAGGGAACUAGGAUCUCAGUAUUAACUUGUAAGGGGAGAUGUGAUUACUAGACGAGGGGGUGGUUGCCCUUUGUAGUCACUCCUAAUGAUUGGCUUUAUGGACCUUUUAGGUUGACAACUUACUUAAAAUGCAAGUUACAAGUUCAACACUUAACAAAGCUGAGUUCUGCACAAGUCUUUCUCCAUAGUUUUGUCUUAUUUUAUCAGUUCACAUCUACAUUGAAUUGGAUGUGCUUCAGCUGUGUAGUAAGGUUGUUAUGGACUGUUAAUAUGUGACCCACACCUAAAACAUAUUCAACCAAAUAUUGAAGUAAAAAUAGUUGAACAGUUUAUCUAGUAGUCAAAAUUAGUUGAACUGAAAUAUUUGUUUUGGAGGUUAAAUAUGUAAUAAGGUGCACAGUUUAAUUGGAAUGUGAGGUGCAAAGCUUUCUAGUUGGAAUCUUUUAUGUAUCUUUAGAUGUGACAAUUCAAUGAUGUAUGGUUCCUUAAGUUAUUUAUAUUGUAAGGGGGGAAAAUGAAUGUACUGUAUGCAGGUGGGGGAAGGGAAAGGAGUAUGAAUGUCCAGUCACUGCUUUUGAACUGUGCCACUGUUCUCUACCAAUAUACAAAUGUGAUUCAAGUAAUAUACAUCUGUAUAUUGGUAGAGAACACCUUGCUGUAUUUUUAUGAAAUGCAAUCUAUACAUAUUCCAAUAAACAAAAAUACAUGAAUAUGGUUCCAAGCUAACUAAUGUAUUUGCCUGAUACCCAUUGAACACAUGUUUGGGACACCAGAUCUGAGCCUAACCUGGUCCCUAGGCUUGCUAUGAGGCUUUCCUGUGGUGGUGGGGGACAGGACUUGAUUGGACAAUCUUUCACUUAUUCACACAGUAUCAGAUUCCUCUCCACAGAAUACACCAACACUCAAGGGUGUCUGCAUGCAGAGAAGUCUUUGACCCUUUGCAUCCUUUCAUUAUGUUGAAGCUUUUUCCUGACAUAUUCAUUAUACUUAUGAAAAUAUGAAUAACUUUAUAAUUCAAAGCAAUCUAAGCUACCUGUCGGCUCAGCUCUCCUUUAACCAUUAUGUCAUCCUGAUACCCAGUAUGUGUACAGUACAUGAUUUAUUAACUAUAUUAAGGUGGGGGCACAGAUAUAAAGCAUGAAUCGCUGCACAGAUUAUGAGAGAUUUAAUCUUACAUCACAGAGGUGAUGGUGUGGCCUUGCAGUUGGUUACAGCUACUGAGGCAUUUGUGUAUAACUAGAUACAUGUGUAUUAUUUAUUUCUAUUAUUUACUAAAUUCUAUUAUUUACUAUUUACUAUUUAGCACCCCUUCAUCCAUAGAUCUCAGGGUGAUCCACAACAUAAAAAUACGAGAUAAAAACACACAAAAAACAUAAUAAAAACAAGAACAAAAACAAACCAAUAGCCAACCCACCCCGGUUCACAGUAAUACCAUAAUGAGAUUGCAGCUGCAUGCCAAUCCCAGGUUGUUUACAUGAAGGAAGGUAUAAUUUGAAGCAUCCAAGUGGUGAAUAACAGCUGUUUAAAAUAAUUAUUAGGAAGUUGUAUGCAACGUUGCUUCCUAGUCUUUUCUUAAGUGUUUCGUAAAAUAUUUUGGAAUUCAAAUUUUGCUUUUGAAAGAGCAUAGUGAGCAAGAGGGUAAAAUCUAUUAGCACCCAUUUUAUUUUGAUUUAUGGCAUGCUGCGUAUGUAACCUGAGGUACCACUGUAUUUUGGCAUUGUCUGGGUCAACUUUUCAAGUAACCUACCCUGGUGUCCCUGAAGGGUGAACAAAAUGAUGCUGUACCUACUGUGAUGAACAGGUUAAGGGAGUACAAGCAAAAAAACAUUGGGUAAUAGCUGAGAGUUGGGAAUAUAUUUAAAAUGGUGACUUUAAUACAAGCUGAAAGUCUCCUAGAAUCUAAUGUCUCUUUGUAACAUAAAAAUAGGCUUUCCCUGCCAAUAUACUACAGAGUGGUAGCUUUCCAUUUGGAGCAACACUGAAUUGGUUACUAGUUGUGAACUGAACAGAGAACAUCAGUCAGUUAUUUAGAAGAGAUUAUACAGCUUUCCAGUGUCGGUUACAUCAGCAUAGUUUAGAAGGUUCAGGAAAUGGUGGUUAGAGUAAAUUCAAUCUUGGAUGGUAAACAGUUUGUCUUAUUAGUAAUCUGAUAUUGUAGUUUGUCUGCUGAGCCAGAAAAACAAGCAAAAAUUUCCAUUAGGGUAGUGAAGGUCCUUCAUGGGACCUGGAAGAGAGGGGAGGGAAAGGAGGAAUGACUUUUCUCCCUAGAUCUCUUCGCUGCAGCACAAUCAAUGUUUGUGUGGCUUCUCCAAUAUGAGCUUGAAAGGGAAGUAGGAUAGCAAAGGAUAGGUUACUGUGCAGAGUAAACAAGGGAGAAAACCUGAAGUGUUGUAAUCUAGUCAUAUGAGUAACUUCCUUAACGAAGUCAAACUAAAUAUGCCAGGUAUAUAUUUUCAACAAAACAGCUUCAAAAACAUUGUAGGCAAGGCUCUUGAGCUACUUUUGAAAAUAUCUUUUGCAUUGGCGUGGUAAUUGUAAUCCAAUUUUCUGUUCUGAAUAAUGAGUAAUCCUUUCUGUGGGUAGUUGGGAGAUGGGGCAAUAGAAUAUCUCUUUUGCUCCAUAGGGCUGUUUCCUUUCCAAUUCAACAAACUUGAUGCAAUCCUCAAAUGGGUUUGAGGGAAAUAUUUCAUACCUUUUUUUUUCUAUAUGACUGAAGAGCCAAACUGUAUUUUUAUACCCAAACAGAAAACGAAGUUGCUAGUUGGUUUCUGCUAUUUCUGUUUAUUAAGUUUGCACAAUUAGGUUUCUCUCUUCCCCUCAUUGCAAUGUUUCCACAAUAAGCCGGACUCUGGGUUUGAUGAACACUCGUCCAUUAUACUCACCGGUCUCUUUUUUUUGUGUGUUUUUAGUGGGAGACUUUGAUAAAAUCUGGCGUGAACAUUGUGAAGAUGAAGAAACACUCUGUGAAUACGCUGAGGCAAUGAAAAAUCUGGCAGAUAACCAUUGGACUAAAACCUGUGAAGGAGAGGGCCGCAUUGAAUGGUGUUGCAGGUAAGUGGUCUAAUGCAAACUAUUGAGAAAGUUGUUUUUGGUCAUAAGCUUGCAGGAUUUCUACAGGAGAACAGAUUGCAAAAAUACAUUUCCACAGAAUAUAUGUUUCUGUAUAUAAUUGCUUUCAGGGUUCUGUUUUGUUUUCUUUAUAUUUGUAGCAGUCUUUGUAUUUAACAAAUAAUGAAUGGAAAACAUCUUUCUAUCAAAUGUAUACAAAUGGAGACCUUCUUUCCCAAACCCAAUGUUUCAUGAUGUUUUCUGCUGCCAAGCUUUGUUUUCAAACCACAUGCCUAGUACUAAAUUGAUAGAUUAAGACUGCAUCACUAGACAGGUGGAGAUUAAAAGGGAUUUUAGUUGUUCGUUCCAGUUUCUAGAAUAGAUUUACCCAGUAUUACUGGAAUGUGAAGACCCACCUAUAGUGUAGAAAUGGCAAUUCCUUGGACUCUACCCAUGUAGUCAAAUGAAAGCACUUAGUUUUCAGAUUAACAGUUUUAGUUGCUUGUUCUGGUUGAAAUGGGGUGUGGGAUACAGCUGAAGGGAAGCCCUGUAGAUAUAUAAACACCAGCUUGGUGUGGAAAACACUUCUAAUAAGACAAAAGAUUCAGAAGAAGAAAGAAGGAAAGAAACUUUAAUUGCUUGUGAUCCUGAAUAAACUGCACGGUCUUGAACAGAUACUAUAUCACAUUACUUUAAUUAACAUUUGGUACAAACCCAUUUGUUUAAUUUUAUGUGUACAAUCACUUCAAAUCAUUCUACCUAGAUAAGGAAUAAUUAUAUUCUGUUCUUUGAAAUAUAUAGAUAAGAAAGUGCCUUUAGAAAAUGAUAGUGAAAACUAUUUUGAAUUGCCUUUCCCCCUCUUUUUUUUCUCCCCAAGUGUGUCACGGGAAUAUUUUCAAAAUGGUGGAAAACGAAAAGCACUGGAAAAAGAUGAGAAAAGAGCAGUUCUUGCUACUCAAAGUAUUCAAACCAUGAGUAUUCACCCAGCUUCCAAAAUAGAGGAUUCUUCUGAAAAUUCAAAUCACAGUUCUAUAAUGGAUGAGUAAGUGUUAUCAGAGGGCAGAUGUGGUGGUGGUGGAAGUUCAUUUGUGUGUGUUUUGUGAAUUUAGCAUGCUAGACUAAGUAGGCAUUUUAGAGUCCUAUUUAUUUUACUGAAGGGGGUUAUGUAUGUGAUCUAAUGUUUCUGUUAAGAUCAGUGGGACUUAACAGAAGCUUACAUUUGGCCUAAUCAUGCCAAACAAGAACUGUAUUGCCGAAGAACACCAGAGGAACCCUGAAGUGUAUUGUCUAAACAAUAGAAACUUAAUUUCUUUACCAAAAAAACUGUAAGAGAUGUGCAAUUACUAAACUUAUUGUGUGUUAUAAGCAAAGUUCAGCAGAAGCAGGAAACCUCUAUUUCCCCAAGAGACAACAGGACCUAUUUAUCUUUCACUAAAUAAAUUUAUUAUUAUGUUGCUUUUUGGACCCAUAUGAAGUCUCCUUCCCUCCCUCCAAAAGAAAAAAACCCUUCAGAAAUGGGUUCAGAACAAGGACCUCCUUUCCUCUCUCAGUAGCUGAAGUACAUUGAAGUACAGUUUGGAGGGGACUAGGAAGAGGGUUAGGAAUUGCAUAUGUGGGGAGUUGUGGGCUUAUGGAGACAGACAAGGUUUCUUGGGAAAUGCCUUGGCUUAUUUCCAACCAAGUAUGACCAGGACAUGUCACCAUUUGCCAGUUAUAUAACUGCAGCUGUAUGUUUCCUGUUCUAAAAGAUUGCAAUGCAAUUUCUAAAAGAUUCAGAUUUUAUUUAUUUAAAGGUUAUUUCACAAUUUGAAUCCCCUUCUAUUUAGAUUGCUACAUCCUUCAGGAAAGAUCAGAUUACUUGAUGUUGGCAGCUGUUUUAAUCCAUUUUUGAAGUUUGAAGAAUUUUUGACGGUUGGCAUUGACAUUGUCCCAGCUGUUGAGGUAUGAAACAUUUGUCAGUACAGAUAAUCAAGAGAUUAUUAAAUCCUUAACAUGCAAAAAAUUAUUCAGUUGGAUACUAGCAGCAUGCACUUGGCUUGUAUCCAGCUAAGCCACACUCAAAGGAGACCCAUUGACUAAAGUCCAUUGAUUUCAGUGGCUCUAAUCGUGACUUUCGUCAGAUACAGUCAUAUAUGUUUGGGUUUGUUUAAGCAUUCUAUCCACAAAUCAAUGUGUCAUAAAAAGUAAGACUUUUAAUGGAACAGUGCAAUCCAUUAAAGGUAGCAGUUUGGUCGUUGGAUUUUUCACUGAGAACAUGAUCUAUCCAAAGUUGAGCACUGCUGAACCCCUUGAUUACAUGCUGUAAAAUUCAGGUAAAAAUCAGUGGGGGGAAUGUCAAAACAUAUUUUACUUCCUGAAUUGUUUUAAAACCAAUGUUUUGUAUGAAAGACAGCUGCCAGGGUGUUCUUUAUUUUUAUGUGUAUUUAUUCAUGCAUUGAAUAAUCACUAUGAAUUUUGCAAUAUUCCCUUAAAUUCCAUAGUUCAGUGUUACAUCAAAAGUAUAAUUCAAUUCCUUUGUGCUUCAGAAUCAGGACUGCAGUGGUUAGACUACUUAAUUUGGGGGGGGGGCCUCCAAUCAUCCAACAGAUUUCUUGUUAAAAAUAAUUAGUAAUAUUUAGUAUUGGUGCAAAUGCCUAGAAAAACAGCAGAUGGCAAGCACCGUCUUAUGUCAUUUCCACUUUCUCUCUUCCAUAGAAGGGAAUGUCUCUUAUAAAAUGAUACCCUCUAUGGAACAAGUACAUUAUCUAAGAACAAACUAUGCUGUUUGCUUAUAUAUAUUUUUUAAUGCUUUACACAUAUGCCUGUUUAAUUUAUCAGUUAAUUGACUUCUGUAACGCCCUAUACAGGGGGUCGCCCUUGCACAAUACAGAAAUUGCGAUUAGGGCAGAAUACUACUGCUAGAGUGCUAUCACUUUUGGCAUGUGGUCUCAUGAGACUUCUGUCUUGGAGGAUGGGAAGUGGCUGCCUAUAUGUUACUGGGCCCAAUUUAAGGUGCUCUUGUUGACAUAGAAAGCCAUGAACAACUUGGUAGCUAGGUAUUUGAGAGAACACUUCUGUUGAUACCAACCUACCUCUGCCUUGAUAUCAGUGGAGGAAGUUCUGCUUCUUGUGUCUCCCUUCUGGUGAGUGUUGCUUAACUGUGGGGUAUGUGAGAUAGCCUUCUUGUAAUGAUAAAACUAUCUUUCUCUAGUAGGGCAGACAGUUACACCUUUGAAACUUCAUCACCAGCUACAAUACCUUUUUAUUCACCCAAGAUGAUGGUGGAGGUGGCUAACUGCUGUGAUCUGCGGGAUUGUUUUUAUAGAUUUAUAUAUAUGCCGUCCAACUCAGUGGGCUUUGUGAUGUUUGGCUGCUACGGAAUUGUUUAUUAUAUCUAUUUCAAUUUCUUAGAUUCUGUUUUUCUUUUGGAAAAUGCUUUGCAAUUCUUUUUCUUGAUGGAAAAUGCUGUGCAAAUGUUUAGAUUAAAAUACUGAAGCUCAAAAGAUUUAUCUGUUCAUGGUGUAGCAAUGCUUCAAAUGCGUAGUUUUAAUGUACCUGGCUUGCACCAUCUAAGUAUAUUGCUGCAUCUGUGUUUCUUUUCGCAGAGCGUCUAUAAAUGCGACUUCUUGAACCUUCAGAUUCAGCAACCUCUUCAGCUUGCGCAAGAUGCCAUAGAUGCUUUUUUGAAACAGCUAAAAAAUCCUAUUGAUUCCCUGCCUGGAGAAUUGUUCCACAUUGUGGUCUUCUCCCUCCUCCUAUCUUACUUCCCUUCACCUUAUCAACGAUGGAUAUGUUGCAAAAAGGCCCACGAACUUCUUGUAUUGAACGGAUUGCUGCUUAUUAUCACUCCUGACUCUUCCCAUCAGAAUCGCCACGCUAUGAUGAUGAAAAGCUGGAAAAUUGCUAUAGAAUCCUUGGGCUUUAAACGUUUCAAGUACUCAAAAUUUUCUCAUAUGCACCUGAUGGCAUUUAGGAAGAUCUCACUUAAAACAACAAGUGACUUGGUGAGUAGGAACUACCCAGGGAUGUUGUACAUCCCCCAGGAUUUCAAUAGUAUAGAAGAAGAGGAAUUUUCUAAUAACUCCUGCUACAUCCGAUCAGAUGCAGAAGAUGAACAACUGGCAUACAGCUUCAUGGAGCUUCCAGAUGCUCCUUAUGACUCUGACUCUGGGGAAAGCCAGACCAGCUCUAUUCCUUUUUAUGAGCUAGAAGAUCCUAUAUUGCUUCUAAGUUAA
Molecule: messenger RNA, 12305 nt
Organism: Podarcis lilfordi (Lilford's wall lizard)
Lineage: Eukaryota; Metazoa; Chordata; Lepidosauria; Squamata; Lacertidae
Source: the annotation of a GenBank genome assembly